This is a messenger RNA of Punctularia strigosozonata HHB-11173 SS5, 1524 nucleotides long. It is a transcript of the gene DyP5, whose product is annotated as peroxidase TAP. The record is from RefSeq and is a predicted model, not a curated record. Bases 1 to 1524 code for a protein of 507 amino acids. Lineage: Eukaryota; Fungi; Basidiomycota; Agaricomycetes; Corticiales; Punctulariaceae. The transcript is spliced from 5 exons. Gene Ontology annotation, cellular component: cytosol. Gene Ontology annotation, molecular function: heme binding; peroxidase activity.
AUGCAGUAUCCGCGCUUGCUCGCUUUCGCUAUACUCGCCGUCAACAAUGUUGGCGGCGUACUCAGCGCCGCCGUCGCUGAGCGAGCUGUCCAUGCUCGCGCUGCCAGCGGGAGGACGACACCCCUGCUCAAGGAUUUUAAGGGACAGCCUCCGUUGCCGACUCUUGCGUCGGUUGAGGCUGCAAACGGAACCUUGGAUCUCACAAAUAUCCAGGGCGAUAUCCUGGUCGGCAUGAAGAAGCCCGUUGAAAGUUUUUUCUUCUUCCACAUCAACGAUCCUGCUCAGUUCAAGACCGAUAUGAAGAACCAGCUUUCGGUCAUUGCCUCGGUGGCCACCUUGAUCUCUCCCCCCGCUCAGCAGCCUGCCGCAUAUGUCAAUGUUGCGUUUUCUCAGAGCGGCCUGACCACGCUCGGGAUCACAGAUGACCUCGGUGACGCCGCCUUCACCACCGGUCAAUUCGCGGACGCUGAGAACUUGAAUGACGACAUCACGCAAUGGCAGUCCGAGUUUAAGGGUACCAACAUUCACGGCGUCUUCCUCGUCUGCAGCGACGUCGGUACGAACAUCGAGAGCGUAUUCAACAGCUCGAUUCAGGUCUUGAUGAAUUCCACCUCCAUCGUGUUCCAACUCGAUGGCGCUGCUCGCCCCGGUGAUCAGGCUGGCCACGAGCACUUCGGGUACUUGGACGGCAUCUCCAACCCGGGUAUCACAGACUUCACCACGAAUCCCUUCCCGGGCCAAUCCGUCGUUCAAAACGGCAUCCUUCUCCUCGGAGAGGACGGCGACACGAUCACGCGCCCGGCAUGGGCCGUCGACGGCUCCUUCCUCGCCUUCCGCAAGCUCAGACAGUUCGUGCCCGAGUACAACAAGUUCCUCCUCGACAACGCCGUUCAGAGCCCCGCCGGCAAUCUCACCCAGCAGCAGGGCGCCGAUCUCCUCGGUGCCCGCCUGAUCGGACGCUGGCCCAGCGGCGCCCCCGUCGACCUUACCCCGAUGGCCGACGACCCCGAGCUCGGCGCGGACGCCACCCGCAACAACAACUUCGACUACACCCACCCCGACUCGAACAUCACGAGCGACCAGUCGCACUGCCCGUUCACCGCGCACCUCCGCAAGGUGCGCCCGCGCGCCGACCUGAAUGACACGAACGUCAUCAACCAGGCGAUCCGCGCCGGCCUGCCUUAUGGCCCCGAAGUGACGGCCGAGGAGGCCGCUUCGAAUACGUCGUCGAUCGACCGCGGCCUCGCCUUCGUCAUGUACCAAUCGAACAUUGAGAACGGUUUCCGCUUCCAGCAGACGAAGUGGUCCAGCAACGCCAACUUCAUUUUCGGCAAGAACAUCACUUCCGUGGGUCUCGAUCUCGUCAUCGGCCAGGCCGGCCCCGGCCUCACGCGCAACAACACCGGCUUGGACCCGACCAACUUCAACAAGGUCAUCGUCCAGACCCCGACCGUCGUUUCCAACGGCGGCGAGUACUUCUUCUCCCCUUCAAUCUCGGCGCUACAAAACACCAUCUUGGCUUAG